CCUGGUUUUGUUUCAUAAUGUUUCAUAAUGCCAAAACAUACAAAACAUGCUUUCACGGUAGAAGAAAACACAUUACUUUUUUGCCGCACAGGUGUGAUUAUAUUAUGAGUGAAUACAUAUACUUUGAUGUAUUAAUCAAACUUGCCUCGAAGUCGAAUAAACUGUCCGCGGUUUACGUAAAAUCUGCCAUAACCGAUUCGCUAUUGAAUGUCUUUGGUAUAGUAGGCGGUCGAACGGAGUUGGAUGUAUUGAAAUUCGACGAACAGCGGCAGCGCAUUAUACUGAGAGUACCGAAGGAAUAUUACGUGAAACUCCGUGCUGCUAUCGCGCUGAUCGGAGCCUUCCAAGGUGUGCCGUGCAAUUUUCAGGUGAAGAAGGUGUCGCCGGUUCUGUUCACAUUGGUGGAAACUCAUUUUGAUUUUGACGGAGAAUCAACCCAGGUCGCUUAAGCCAUGUCGCUGUGCAAAAGCUACGGAAAGGAUAAAGUUAUCUUCGCCACCAAGGAAGAUCAUGCCACCCCAAGCAAGGUGGAGCUGCCGGAGUCGGAACCGCGGCCCGGUUUAAUACUGGAGAAUGGCGACAUUAACUGGAAUUGUCCAUGCCUCGGUGGGAUGGCAAUCGGUCCUUGUGGGAACGAGUUUCGGGAGGCAUUUUCCUGCUUCCAUUAUAGCCAAGCUCAACCGAAGGGUUCAGACUGCUACGAAGCGUUUAGCACGAUGAACGAGUGUAUGCGGAAUUACCCCGGCGUGUACAAACAAAACCUCAACGAGGACGAAGAGGAUGAGAAUGGGGCCGGUGUAGCGAGCAUGAUUGCUGACGAAGGCGAGGAGGAAGACGAUGUCGAUGAUGUGCCGGUAAAAACGGAAAGCGAAUCGAAAGCAGUAACGACACAGGCAAAGUAAUUUGUAUUAGAUGCAUCGAUAAUAUACUUGAGUGUGUAGUGUUGCAGUUACGUAUGAAAA
This is a messenger RNA of Anopheles stephensi (Asian malaria mosquito), 962 nucleotides long. RefSeq names its product mitochondrial intermembrane space import and assembly protein 40-B. The transcript has 3 exons. Gene Ontology annotation, cellular component: mitochondrial intermembrane space. Lineage: Eukaryota; Metazoa; Arthropoda; Insecta; Diptera; Culicidae. The coding region runs from base 453 to 902 and encodes 149 amino acids. Gene Ontology annotation, molecular function: protein-disulfide reductase activity. The record is from RefSeq and is a predicted model, not a curated record. Gene Ontology annotation, biological process: protein import into mitochondrial intermembrane space.